AUGGACACCAAAUCAGUAACUCAGGCUCCAAGUCCAGUAUACAUUUUACGUGGACAUGCUUCCCCAAUCCAUGCACUGCACAUCUACAACCAGAAUCUGCGGCUCGUAUCCGGCGAUGCCAAUGGCUGGAUUAUUGUUUGGGACCUCGUCACCAAACGGCCCGUGACGGCCUGGAAGGCCCACGAGGGAGCCAUUUUAGAAGCGAGGGGCUUCAUUGUUGGCUCGGGUAUUACUGAGAUCUAUACCCAUGGCCGCGACCAUAAACUAUGUGUGUGGAAGCUUCGAUCCGAGGAUGAAUCGAUCCUUGAUAAGACGCUACCGGUGGAUGCGACCGAAUUGUUGCAGCCAGGUAGUAAGAUCCAGCCAUGGUUACUCCAUUCGUUGCCUGUGAAUGCACUCAAUUUCUGUGCGUUCUCAAUGGCAUUUAUCGAUUCGGAUGGACUUCCUAAAGUUCCAUCCCAGUCCGCCAAACCAGAGAACACUCUAUUCGCAGUCCCCAAUGCUUUAGACUCUGGCGGAGUCGAUAUCUUCCACUUACCAUCAGAGCGCCGGAUUAGCACUAUUCCUUCUGACCAAUCCAUCAAAACGGGAAUGCUAAUGGCCGUAAGUCUGUUCGUGUCACCUUCGGGAGACCUCUAUGUCGCUUCCGCAUAUGAGGAUGGUCAUGUAAUGGUCUUAGUCCAUCGUGGGGCUCUCAGAACAGCUCACUUUGAGCGUGAAUAUAUCAUUGGCAACCCCGUGAAAUGGGACAGGCUUUACGCUGGCCGCCCUCAUACCCAGCCGGUUCUUUCGCUUGAUGUCUCUGCUUCCCGUGACUACUUCAUCUCUUCUUCUGCCGAUGCUUUGAUCGUCAAGCAUCCUAUUCCUACCAUAACUUCUGCUGGGUAUAUUCCUACGGCAGGGUACACGGAAGAAUCUCCUCUGAAGGUUGUGAACACGAAGCAUUCUGGUCAGCAGGGUCUACAGAUCCGUUCCGAUGGAAAGGUAUUCGCUACUGCUGGCUGGGAUAGCCGAAUCCGGGUGUACUCGGGGAAAACGAUGAAAGAGCUCGCCGUGCUCAAGUGGCACAAAGAUGGAUGUUAUUCCGUGGCGUUCGGGAACAUCGAAAGCACGUCUUCAUUAGUCUCUUCGCCGUGUGAGCCUGCAGAAAAGGACGGCAAUUACGCGGACCAGGAUGCAGCAGGGCAGACAGCUGGCAAGACACGCGACUAUUCUCUUGCGGCAGUGCAGCAACAACGGAAUCAAAAAGUACAACAAACUCAUUGGCUAGCGGCUGGAUCCAAGGAUGGGAAAAUUUCAUUAUGGGAUAUCUACUGA
Penicillium paradoxum is the source of this 1317-nucleotide messenger RNA. Its product is annotated as WD40 repeat domain-containing protein. NCBI's taxonomy places the organism in Eukaryota, Fungi, Ascomycota, Eurotiomycetes, Eurotiales, Aspergillaceae. The coding region runs from base 1 to 1317 and encodes 438 amino acids. The record is from RefSeq and is a predicted model, not a curated record. The transcript is spliced from 2 exons. Gene Ontology annotation, molecular function: protein binding.